Blastocystis hominis is the source of this 1458-nucleotide messenger RNA. RefSeq lists its product as hypothetical. The transcript has a single exon. The coding region runs from base 1 to 1458 and encodes 485 amino acids. The record is from RefSeq and is a predicted model, not a curated record. NCBI's taxonomy places the organism in Eukaryota, Bigyra, Opalinata, Blastocystidae.
AUGGAGAAUUUGGGGAAGAAAUCUGUGGAUCAACCCGAUGCCAGGUCAGCUGAUUGUUUAGGAUCUGGUGCCAUAAUAUCCACUUCAACAGAGAAUGAACAAGAUUGUGGAAUAUCCAGUUUUUGUGUAAACGAAGGUUCUGUUGAAAGUGCUUCGAAUGUGUUUAUGGAAGAUAGUAAUAGUGCAAAUUCUGUGGAUGAUUCCUAUUUGAGCUCUUCAAAUGUGAAUUAUUCGGAAUUCGAUGAAUUUCCUUUGGAGUCCAUGCUCAGUUUGGAUCAUACGAAGGAAGAUAAUUUAUCAGAAAUUGGGGAUUUAAGAGAUGCUCUGUCGGUCGUAUACUACCAGUAUCUCUCGAUGAGGUUGAAACUCCAGGGUGUGUGUGAUAACUUAAAGUGUCAUGCUUCAGAGAGCGAGGUGGUUCAAUCUGCAGUGGCUGAAAUUGAGGACAUUCUGCAUGCUCCCUCUGUCCUUCCAAGUGCCAUUUUCCCUGAGACACAAAGCGAUUUUUCGCCGCUUCCAAAGACAGAGAACAACUCACCACCCAGUCCUCCCGCAUCCGCCGCGCCUCCCUCAUCGGUUCCUAUCGAAUCCGAAAUCACCUCGGAGAGUUCGAUGCAAGAAGCAGUGGACGAUCUGGAGCGCGCAGUCACCUACAACGGCGUGCUAGUGGACUCUCUGAAAGACCUGCAGUUGCUUUCCUCCUCCUAUGAAGACGAUCUUCGCCAGCGUCUCCAGAUCCUCUACACAAACAACGUGCUGUUGACGUCGAUCAUCGACAGUAACAACACGCACACGUUCGAAAUGUCCUCUCUGCUCUCCCAGAAAUCGAGCGAAGUGCUAUCGCUGCAGGACGAGCUCGCGGAGACGCGCUCGGAGCUGACUUCGCUCUCCGCGCAGUUCUCAAAGACAUCGGAAGACGAAGUGGAGUCGCGAAGAAAGAUCGCCUGGCUCGAAGAACUCACGAAUUCUUUGCGGUUGGAGGUCGAUUCGUCCUCGAAGCAAUGCGAAGAGGACAACCAGAAGCGAAUCGACGCGCUUACCAAAACCAAUCUGUCAUUGCAACAAGAAAUUCGCAGACUGCGUGCAGGCGUGCUGAUUUCGACAGCCGCUGGAGAGUUCAGCUCUGCAAACCCGAAUGCGAUCAUCGCUUGCAUUCAAGGGCUUACAUCCAGAGUGGCUCUCGCGGAAGCCAAAGUGGAGACGGCUGAGAGGCGUUAUCGCGUAAACAAACUACGAGAAGAGGAAACAGCGGUGGGGAAGCUUCGCAACGAGCUUCAAGUGGCACAUCGCUGUCUCUCGGAGAAAGAGAGUCUUCUUCGUGAGUACAAAGUGAAGCUUGGAAAGAUGAAGCAGAAUGAAGCGUCCUAUAAAAAGAUCGUAUCUGAGUUGCGAGUUCGCUUACAACAACGACAGAGCGAGUUAAAAGAGAUAUACGCAUUUCUUCAAGGCCAGGUGUAG